AUGUUUUACGAGCUCGUCCCGGCCUACGCCAAGUUCCAAAGCUUCCUCCAGAGUGGAGGAGAGAUUUUCAAUGACCUCUCGGUUAUCCCUUGGGAUUGUGAGGAGAAGGCGCGAACGUUUCUCGCCUUCGACUCAAAAGAGAGGUUCGUUGGCUUUGGCAAGGCCUUUCACCAGUUGCGUCCUCAAGGUGCGCAGAAUUUACACCUGGUGGGCUCGAAUUACUUCGUCAUUGGAGUAAAAAUCGUCCCCUUGGAUGAAGAAUUCAUGGUAAUCCAUGAAAAAUCUGCGAGCUUCACAGCACUGUCCCACGCGGUGGAUACCUUCAUCCGGUUCAAGUGGAAUGCUUUCGCCGGCGAAAUGUCGCUGAAGUGGUCGUUUCCACAGUUGGACUUGCUAAAUGAGGGCAAUUUGCCUCAAGUCCAGAACAGCCUCUCCGUGGAAGGUUUCUGGAAGAAGUUUUCCUCUACCAGAGGAAAAUUUACGAGCCUCCGAAUCGAAAUCGGUGGAAUUGCCGACGCUUCUUUAGCCCAACAGGCGAGUGUAAAAGCUCAAUUCAAGCGACGGAUCUCCAGAUGCCUGGGCCCGUUUCAAGAUCUUCAUCAAAACGGAAAACUUCUUUGCCCCGCGCCUGCGAAUUUCAGCUACAAUAAAGCGGAUUUUCCGGCAGAAACGAUCAAGGCUUGGGACAAGUUUCUUCUCACUUUGAAAAAGGCUGCAAGAGCAUCUGCAUAUGGCGAAACAGGGCGCCGAUGGACUGGCAUCCAAGAAAACUUUCUCCUCACCUCUUUAGCCAUGUGGCCAGAGGCGCGACACAAGAUCAAGGCCACACAAAAGAUCUUGCAGGAAGAGCUUCAUCUAAUCGGAGAGGACAUCGGGGAUGCAGAAGCUGGAAUAGAUGAAGCAGUCUUCGUUGUCGCAUCGAAGCAAAUAUCUUGGCUUUCAGAUAUGGCCAAAAGCCAGACUGAAGAUGCGGUGGCAUUCCUCACUUCUCUCAUUCCGGGCCCAAGACCUGACCGCCUGAACGAACUCAUCAAGCUAGAAGGAGUCUUCAGGGACCUGGAUAGCGUCCUCUCAUCAUCCCUUCCGCGGUUGGAAGCCUCUAAGAUUCCAGCGGUAGCUCUGCUGUUCGAGGAGGACUCGGCCUACCCAUUGGUCUGCACUUAUAAAGCAGAUUGCUUCUCCAUCAUCAACCCUAACACCAAAGAUGCGUGCUGGCUUGCGGUGGAAAGUGGCCUUACAGGCACCAUUGGUCAGAUCAUCGAAAGAGAAGACAUGGAAGACAGGUUCUUUGGCUUCGAUCUGAGCGAAAGGGCCCUCAUCAUAAAACUGGUGGCGAAAGAAAAAUGGCCAAAAGAAAUCAACUGGAUGACCGAAUGCAGCCGAAAGCGACGGAGGUAA
Messenger RNA from Oikopleura dioica, 1398 nucleotides. Lineage: Eukaryota; Metazoa; Chordata; Appendicularia; Copelata; Oikopleuridae. The record is from the annotation of a GenBank genome assembly.